Lineus longissimus is the source of this 11352-nucleotide messenger RNA. Its product is annotated as ski oncogene-like. Gene Ontology annotation, molecular function: DNA-binding transcription factor activity, RNA polymerase II-specific; RNA polymerase II cis-regulatory region sequence-specific DNA binding; SMAD binding. Gene Ontology annotation, cellular component: nucleus. Gene Ontology annotation, biological process: negative regulation of BMP signaling pathway. The record is from RefSeq and is a predicted model, not a curated record. Lineage: Eukaryota; Metazoa; Nemertea; Pilidiophora; Heteronemertea; Lineidae. The transcript has 7 exons. The coding region runs from base 399 to 2474 and encodes 691 amino acids.
CGAUCAAAUUGCCGCGGCCGGGUAACGACCCAUUUAUUAGAAAAGCCAAUCGGCGAGACGACCAUUGACCGGAAUUUGUGUGAUUUGUAAAGAGGCGGAAACUUGUGGUCUGAUCACAAUACUUUUUGCGGAAAAUUGAAGUUCAUCAAUUUCUCAUAUGUUAGAAACCAACAUAGUCUUCCUAUAAUCCGUAUAAUUCGCAUAAAACGGUCGCUGCAUUGUUAAUUGGGUCACGGACUUCAUAGGGAGUGUAACGGAAGAGCCAAAUAUUUAUGCAAAUAGAGAUUUUCUCGUGAGCUCAGAGACGUGAGUUAGGCUAGUGAACGAAACAACACAUGUGAGACUCGGAGGAGAUUUUAGUCAUAUUUUCCGUAUUUUUGGUGUCGUACGUUAUCAACAUGGACCACUUACCACCACCAGCGAUUAAUCCUCAUCUACAAAGAGUUUUGAAAAGUUAUAAAACGGCUGCUAUGAGGAGUUUGAGCGGUCCUAGUAACUAUAUGUCGGCAUGGGGAGACGCCGCCAAACUAAGCCCAGCAGAAUUGGAAGAGUACCGCAAAGCACUUACUUUACUUGGAAAGAAAGUUGAGGGGGUCGGUGAGUUUAAAGCGCUCGAAUUCGACCCGUUUUCACAACCUCCCCCUUUCCCGAUUCAGCAGAUGCCCUUUCUGAUCCCUAUGGACAGUUGUAAGUCAGAAAGGGCGGAAACCUACCUGGAAGAGGAGCUUAUUGCGUGCUUCAAAGUUGGAGGUGAGAAGCGGUUGUGUCUCCCCCAGAUCUUGAACACAGUUCUAAGGGACUUCAGCUUAUCACAGAUAAAUAUUGUUUGCGAUGACCUUCACAUUUUCUGUUCCCGUUGUAACCCCGAACAACUGGACAUUCUGAAAAUGAACCGAAUACUACCGAUGAGCGCACCAAGUUGUGGAUUGAUCACGAAGACAGACGCAGAGCGGCUUUGUAACGCCCUUCUCCACAGGUCGCCACAAAAAGCCCUCGAUCCCCCAACGCGCAACAGCUUCAAGGUUUACCACGAGUGUUUUGGCAAGUGUAAGGGACUAUUCACGCCAGAACUUUACAAGGAUCGUGACAGCAAAGCGAUUGAGUGCAUGGACUGUCGGGGGAUGUUCUGCCCCCAGAAGUUCGUCUGCCACUCGCACAAGGCAUUGGAAAAUCGUACCUGCCACUGGGGGUUCGAUUCGGCCAACUGGCGUUCGUAUCUUCUUCUGGCAAAAGACCAGGAAAGUCAGGAGCGUCUCCAAGAUGCCCUCGAUGAAAUGAAAGACAAGUUUGACACCAGCAACAAGUACAAAAGACGCAUGGUAAAUGACGAUAAAGAGAAUGCGAAGCGCGCCAAAACCAUUAAUCAGGACCUGGCCUCUGAUUGGUUGGAACAGUAUCGGCACAUGUCCGCCUUCCAACCGUGGUCACCAGGGCUACUUAAAGAUGGCAAACUGUCACUGCCACCUGGCCUCAUGAGAGAUGGGGUUGGAGUACGAGCCUUGCCGCCAUUCUUGCAGACAGGGCCACCAGUGCUGCUUAAUCCUGAAAGGGUCGUGCCGCACACUGAAAAGACCAAUGAUCACACAGUGUUCGCUCCCAAUGUGAAAAUGGCCCCUGCUGAUGUGCAGAAAAAGCAGAGCUUGCAGCCCUCACGGGUCGACACGCCUUGUCAUCACAUGGCACCCAAGCUACGCCACAAGAGUCAGAGUGAGGCCGGCGGGAGACCGUGGCUCAACGCUCAAGUCAACACGGAGCACGGACCAGAUACAGGUUCAAUGCAGGAUGAACAGCUUCAGCGUUGUCGUGAUCUGAUUGUAAAUGCUUUGCCUUCACCAGAGAAUCCUGAUCCUUUUAUUUGCAGAAGUAGCGAACCACAUUUUGCGCCGAACGUCAGCCUGGCGCCGGCCAACCAGCAGCAGAAGAAAUCCUCUGAAAUGGCAGCAGAGAAGGAUCCCGAUGAUUGGGACACUUCUGAUUCCGACUCAACUUUGUCAGAAUCAGGUCUGAACACACCAACAAAGGCGUACAUUGAGGAAUCACUGGCGAGCAAGUCGGUUCAGGAUUGCUUGGACCAGCAGUGUGAGAUGAUGCAGUGUGCCCUGGAGGGCAAGGUCGGCGACUCGAUGAAGGCCAAGCGGCGCUACAUGGAUGAGUUCAGACUCCUCGGUCUUCAUAUCCUUAACGACUUCAACCACAGCACGGAGAGAAGGAAAUCAUGUGAGAAGGAGCUGGAGUUCCUGCGCAUGAUCAGCAGUGAACACACCCCCGAGCAGGUCUACAGCAGGAAGCGCACCUCCUCCCCUAUCAUCGACAUCAAGGUUGAGAUGGAGUCUAUGGAAACUAAGAGCAAGCGACCAUAUGACGCCAAGGACCGAGAGCCAACCUGGUCUCCAUCUUCGCACGGCAGCAACCGCAGCACACCCGAACCAUUCACACCAACGUCAAAUUUAGAGGGCGCCACUGACUUGCCUUGAGGAUCUCAGGAAGUAUCGAACCUUAUGGGCAUUAUCGCGAAACCACGAGAUGCGUCCUCGAAGAAGUGGGUGCCUCGCAUUUCUCUAUUAAUUUCAGUGACCUUUUAUUCUAUAACCCAUGGACUGUCUUGCAUAUGGACGUUGUUGUGUUUUCUCCUGUGUUACGGGUCUUUUAAACUGGUGCUAUGUUACAGAAUAUAACUGAUGUAAAACGAAGGUGAAGGCAUGGAUUGCCGGUGCACAUUCGUACCGGUAUGGCAAGUCUUAGACAAGAACAAUGGAGUAUAUUUGUGCAGCAUCAGGAGCAGUGGUACGAAGCUGGAGGGAACUUUAAAGGAGCACAUGGCAUCAUUGGAGUCCUUCAAAUACCCGCUUUUGAAUGCAGUUCCGGUUUUAAUAGGGCGUUACGAGAGUAUGCACAAGAAUCAUUAGGAUUUCUGACAUUGUGGAUGUGACAUUCUAUCGGUAACAUGCAGCGUCUGCUGAGGUGUAGAGUCUGUGCAUACGAGUGAAUCAGACAGAUGAACUAGUGUUCUGUGGAUUAAGAUACAGUCUAUAUGCUAUGGAGAGUUGGGAGAUAUGGAUUACCUGGGGCAGGCUUGCUCAGGAGAAUAUGUGCUUGGAUUCGCUGGCUGUAAGCUCUCAUUUACAUGCUGAAUUAUUAUUAAUAUAUGCGGUACAUGUACCAUACUGAUUUUGCCAAAAAUCAUUUGUGUACUUAUUGUGGGAUUGCUCUACCAAAGUUAUGGUGAUUUUGGCAAAGUUAGAAAAGAGUCUUUAAGACAUUCUUGGUAUGUCUUGCUAAUGGGAUGACACAGGUUCUGGGCAAGUAUGAGAGCAAGGGAAGCUGGUACUGAUUGAAUACCAUUGAUAAAGUAGACGUUUGGGAGGUGUUGCCAGCAUAAAUAUAUAUCCUCCGCUGAAUAUUCAAUAACACCUGAUUUAUCAAAUAGGUUAUGAACAGUGUCAUGCUAGACAUGCUUUCAGUUUGCCUUUAUCAAGAAAAGCAGCAUGCAAAACUCUUCACUCAUUGGUAGCUUUAAAAUGAACUUCUGUCAUGUGAAUUUCUUGUUAUUUAGUAAGAAGGUUAAAGACCCUUAGGUUCCAUAGUUCGACAGAGGACUUCAACCUUUAUCUGGCACCUGUUUAAAAAAGUUAAACAUAUCUGCUAUUCCAAAACAAUCUGGUUUUAUGAAAAAAGCCUGCUGACCUUUCUGGUGUUUACUUUUAAUAUUCCAUUAUCUAUACAUAGUGACAUGAAUUAGACGCAAAGUACAAUCGGAACACAAUUAGUUUGGCUAAGAUCGCCGUCUUCUAUUUCUACUCCAGCAAGUCCAAGUUCUGAAUGUGUGUUUGAUGAGUUUGCCGCUCCGCUUCACCAGGGCCCUGUCUUGUUUUCGACCGUGGUAUUUUCAACUACCAUAUUAUAUAAGUAGAGGCAGCAUCAUCAUCACCAUGUAUAAUUGUCCUAACCCCGUUUUUCCCCGCAAUGAAUUUGAUGUGUGAUUAUAUGGAGUUUGCUCCACUUAGAAUAUGAUUUAAUCGGCCUUGGUUGAAUAUUGCAGUGACUCUCAGCCCAUGGAUGGAUGAUGGAUAUUUGCCAAUACCAUGGCAAACCACAAAUUUUUCACACUCCUUAAAAAUUUGAAAAAAGUUUAAAAUUUCACAAUUUUUAUUUUGACACAUUUAUUUUUGCCACUUGCAAAAAAUUUGAAAAAUGUUUAAAAUUUCACAAUUUCUAUUUUGACGGAUUUUUGAAUUUCUUUUGGUUUUCCAGUCGAAAAUAUUUUUUCACAUAUUUCAUUUUCGCAAAAAUCGUGAAAUCCACCAAAAAAACAUCCAUGCAAAUUCUGCGGUUUGCAGUAUUAUAUUUUUCGAUCAGUCUCGAUCUCUUUGUUUGAGGAGCCAUUGAUAUUUAAAGCAUUAAAGAAAGACGAAAAUGUCAAGAACUUUGACGUCCUCGCUGUCUAUGAGGCUGAGGGCUUCUUGGCUGUCGAUGUCUUCUUGUGCGGGUUAUACUACUAUUGCAUAAGAUCGUACUACAGUGGUGUAUGUUAAUGGUAAUUCAUGGUGUGGUAAAGCUAUUGUACUUCAUAUUACUUCAAAAAAUCACAUCUGUUUUCAAAUUUUGCCAAACUCAAAUUGAAAAGAAAUCAAUAAUGUUAACUUUUUAAAUUGAAAAUAUCUUUUUAAAAGAAAAACUAACCUUUUCAUUUUAUUCAGGCCAGUUUUAUGGUAGAUGUGUUUUGGCGUUUUUAAUAUCGGUGAUAUUUUUGUCCUGUUUAUUGUGUAAAAGGAAAAAUAGUCCGAAUUUGACAACAGAUGUGUUAUGUUUAUAAAUAGAAUGAGCGUGUUUUUGUAAAUAGAUGAAUCUAUAUUAAAGAAUAUAUGAAUAUAUUAUAUAUACACACACAUUAUAUAUAAACAUGGUAAAGUUUGAGAUCAAGUUUGUGGAGGUGUAUGUCUUCGUUCAGGCUUUUGCUAUCGGCUUCAUCAUUUCAAUAUUUUUGAUCACAAACCCCGGUAGAGUACCUGGUGCAUGUUUUCAUGAAAAUAUAAGGUAAAGAUUAGUAAGGAGUCAUGUUACCACACAUGUGGUGCAUCACUAGAAAUAAAAGCCUGGUGUCACUCAUACAAUGAUAAUGGGUAAUUUGAGUUUGCUCGUCACUCUUUUUGGCAAAAAUUUGCAACUCCUUGCAUAAUCAAUACCCCUGGCCCUGCAGAUGGCAUAAUUGGGCAACUCUUGGUAACAAUUAUUUCGUGACUUGAGAUGUGUCAUGCUUUUCAGACCGGUUUUCAGUUCUAAAAACAAUCCGAGUGAUGUAAAAAUUCUGGUAAGCAAGAUAAUUUUCUCAUGAGUUCACACAGUUCUGUGCUGAACAGAGUACAUUUAUCUAUGUAUAUACAUCCCCUGCAAAUCAUUCUGUGGUCUUCAUUUGAUUAAGUGAGUCCUUUGGAAUAUUAUCAGUGAUUGUAUUGUCUAGAGUUUGCCCAAACGUACAUUAUAUUGGAGUAUAACUAUGUGGGUGUUUGGUAGUUCUUGCUGGCUCGUGGUCAUAAUCUUCUCCCAGCAGUACAUGUUUCCUGACCAUUGUCCAGUGAAGUUUAGGGCUAGAAUUCCUGCCUAUCAUGUCUCGUAUUUGUGAAUAAAUCAUAGGCGAUGACCAUAAUCUGAUAGUGUAGCUCGCCCACAUGCUGGUGUCGUGUCGAUGUGCUUCUUACUGCUGGUGACCUUUAUGGACAAGGCUUCUUCUAGUGAAGAUAUAAAAGUGCAAAUAAUUCAUUGUUUAUGGUGAAUUUAUCGAGUAAUUGUGGUGACAUUUCUUUCGUAAUGUUGGUUGAUGCUACUCGGUAUCGUUCUCAUCUUGGCCUUGUCUGUUAAUGGCUAGCAUGUAUUGCGCUGUACUGGUGACUAUAAGAAGUAAAGCCUCUUCUAUGGUGCUUUAAAAGAAUUAAUAUUAAAGGCGUCUUAUUUAUUUUCCAUCCAGUGUUCUGGCAGGGAGCCUCAUAGCUCCUUGCCAACACUUCUCUCUGUACCUAUUGUUGGUUGCAAUGAGGAAUGGUCAUGGUUGCUAAGUAACUGGUUGCCGUUGCUAAGUAACUGAUCACCAUUGCUAGGCAAUUUGUGGUUGCUCAGUACUGGUGAUGGUUGCUAAGUGACCGAUCAAUAGUUGCUAAGCAACUGUUUGUGGUUGCUGAUCUGAAUUGUGGAAAACAUGACGUUUUGUUUUCUUUGAAAAGCUAAGAACAGAUGACUUCUGCUAGUCCCGGUUAUGAAUUGAAUGUUUAUGUUAUGAUGCAUGUUUCUCCAUAUUUUGUGCAAGAUUAGCCAUCUGUCGUGAUGACAUCUCCUCCAAGUUGUGUGUCGCACAAGUAUUUUCUUCAGUAAAAGUCUUCAUAGCUCUAAAAAUUUAUUAUUUGACGAGAUAUUUAGCUGAAAGCUAAUACAGUGUUUUUCUCAUAUCCAAACUAAUCACACAGGGUUGUCGACCGGCCUGUGUCACUGAGUUUUGGUAAAAGGAGAAAUUUGUUGGUAACUGAAACUCCAGAAUUAUUUUGUUGAUUUCAUGAGGUUGCCAAGCUUCAAUCAAGGCACAAUGUGAAAAUACUGUGUGACUCUCAGCAGUGUAUCAUAGCCGGAACUUGGAUUCCUUCUAGGGUGUUCCUGUACAUGUAUUAUAAUGUGUUGUGUGUUGACUUCAAACUAUGUACCCAUGAAAUCCUUUAAUCUGGCGAUAAUCUUGAUGAACUUCUUUGAUUCUAAAUGCCGUGCCAUUGAAUUCGCUAUAAAUAGAAUAUUGAUAUUGUAAUGAGCUUGUUUAGGACUGAUGGUUGAGCCAGGCGUCUGCUGGGAAUGAUAAUGAACUAAUCGUAGUGGAGGUACAUAUUACUUCUUUCCAAAUAAGGGUGUAAUUGUAUUUAUGAUAAAACAAAAGGAAACCUGCUUAAGCAGUUGUUGUGUGGUACAAUAGUGAUCCAUUCAGUAAAUUUUGAAAGCAUUGGUGCUCCAUAUCAUCUGAUGGGCAUGUGACUACAAUGUGGUGAGAUGAGUAGAAUUUGGCUGUUGGCAGACAAGCCACCUUCAGUUCUUGACACGCAUGCUUAUUGAGAUUGAGGAUAGACCCUCGUAAGCUGCUUAAACAUUUCGAUGGCUUCGUUGUGUGUUUUUGUCCCAGUGCGUUUCCUGAUUUCUGCUUGACACUUUCUCACUGAACGAUAUCUUCAACGCGAUUUUUUCAAACCGAACUUGAAGCUUCUUCUAAAGCUCAAUCGGUGUUUGGAAAAAGCAGAUCUUGGUCGGGCAUAUGUCAAUUUUUUAUGUAUUCCAACACUAAAGGUGUUAUUGUAUUGAUAGACUUAUUGUCAAUUGAAACUAGCACAUUAUUUUAAUCUGAACAUGAUUGACUAAUGCAUGUUUUCGCUGGAUUCAUUUUCUAUUCAAGAAUUGCAGCGAGUGUGGAAUAAUAAUGUAAUUUGCAGCACCGGGUAUAAAUACGAGGAAGUUGUGCUAUCUGCUGUCACCAUGGUGAGUGUCAGCUUAACGUUGCUCCAGGAAAACUCAGGUCCAGAUUUUGUGGGCGUAUUCUUCCCAUGAAAGAAUUUUUUUGUUGAUUUCGUGUUGCUUUUCACUUUUUGGUAUUCCGUAAGGCAUUGACUGAUGUAUUUAAAUUUGAUGCUUGCAAAGAUGACAGUUGGUAGCACAACAUCUCCGUGACCUUGCCCUUACUAUGCUCAUGUUGACCUUGACCUCUGAAGGUCAUUAGGAUGACCAUAUUGUAAAUUGUGCCAUAGAGAAUACUACUCAUUUCAUAUUUUGAUUUUGUUGAUUAAUAUACGGGUAUACAUCAUAUAAAUUACGGCUUUCGCACCUUAAAUUCUUGAUUUUAUGACAAGGGUAGUCUGGGUGGGAAUAAAUUUGCGGUGACAAUUCCAGCUCGCUCUCUGAGAUACAGAUAUACAGAUCAGAGUCUUUCUGUAACCACACUACAGGGUGACCCAACGUGUCAACCAGUGUUACUAAAUGUUAACUAGCAUUUGCUUCAUUCAAUGAUGUUUGAACUGGGGUGAACCCGAACUCAGACACAAGUGUUAACUUUGACAUUUGACCGCGCCCAUUCGGUGUGCAGAGUGCCCAUUUUUCAAUCACUACCAGUGAUUGGUACACACUUUAGGGGAAAGAAAAUUUGUACGAGUUCAUGUUUAGGUUUUAUUAAUUGGAUCACAUGUGGAACUGUUACUAUACAAAAAAAAUCAGGGACACAAACCAAAUAUAUAUUGACAAGUGUCUUUUUAAUUAAUUUAUUUGGCAAAUGUAGAAUUUUCUCAUUUUAUACAAGUUUGAAAUGUGUUAAUUAUAUUUUUUGGUUGCACUCUAGAAAGAAGUGUCGACAGUUUUAGAGAACAAAUAGAAGACUUUUGAAUGUUCUUUUUCAGUGUUUGUUUCAUGAACACACAAUGUUUGAAUUUGGCUUAGAAUUUAUGAAAUUUACUACAAAUGUAUCUGCUUGAUAAUUUGUUGCUCUUAAAAAAAUUGGCACAAUUUCUAUCGCUCAUCAAGCUUUCAAAAAUGGGUCUAAAAUGCAGGAAAUUAGUUCCCAACGUAAGGGUAAGGAAAUGAAACCAGUUUUGGUUUUGUGGCCGUUUGUGUACUUAAUUUGGUCCAAUUUGAAGAGGCAUUUCGUGUAGAUGCGAUAAGGGCCGGGUUUAUCUCCUGCACGUUUUCACUAAAUCAUUAUUCAUUUGCUCUUUCGUAGUUACGAGCAGUCUUCAAAACGAAUUACACAAAUUCAGGGAAAUUCAAUUAUUGUACUUUGAUUAUAUUGUAAAAUGUGAGUGACCCUUGUCACUUGUGGGCGCAAGCAAUGUUGUCUACUUAAAAGCCUUUGGAUUUUACACAUCUUCUUCCGAGGCCACAAGACAGAAACUGGAAGCACAUGAGUUUCAGGUUUAUUGGAAUUCUUCAGGGUGGGAUUUGCCAGUUUUUCCGGUUACCAAAGGGGAUUGGUGUAUGGAUUUUAUAAGGAAGUUUUCCUCUUUAUUUGGAUAAGAAAUGUUCAAAAAACCAAUUUAUUGGAUUUAAAAAGGUGCUUCCUCAAAGUUAGUUCCGAGUCUAAGGAAAGUUUGGUUUGAAUGAUUUCAUACUUGAUUUGACCGAAUAUGGCAUAGCAUUCAAGCAGUAUUGCUCCAUUCGGGUGCGUCACACAAUUCUCAUGUUUGAUAACUUUGUUGUGUAACGGCAGGGAUUUACAUGUGGCAAUCAUUAUGUCUCCAAGGUAACCCGAGAACUUGGCAAAUUCCUUCCCACUCUUGUGUGGCCGAAGAUCUGUUAAAGACAAAAUCAUAGAAAACAAGUAAAGGUUCAUGAUGAGAUCUUGUCAGCAUUUAGUCCAAUGCGGCAUUGUGUCUGUGAAAAGCUGGUAAGUUUUACUGUAUUAUACUGUUGGUGUAUAACUAUAUAUAUAGGUUCGAUUGUGAAAUAGAUGGUGACGGUUUGGAAAUUUUCUGCGAUUUAGCCUCCGUAGCAUCAAAAUGUGCUGUGUUAUAAUGGAGGGGUGGCUGGAAAGCUCAAAUAUAGGGAUUGUGACUUACUUGAAAUGAGGAGGGAGGCCAUUUUAUGUUGAUUAUUUUAAUAAUGAACAAACCCUCUAUUUAUUCUUGAUGAUAUAAAAUAUCAUCUUGGUAUUCGAAUGUAAAAUUGCUGGUGCUCUGGUGUAUUUAAAGACAAGUGAUGCAACAUUGAUGAUAAGUCAUAAAGUUUCUUGGCAGAAACACCAAAGCCUUGAGUACAAAUAAGGCCAAACUAAACUGGCACAUAUGCGGAGAAGGAAUGGUUUUGAAUACUGUAUGGUAUCAUUAGUCGUUUCUAGUACAUCACUAGGUCGCAGAAAAUUUGUUGUAUGGAAUUUCGUGAAGUGGCUGUUGGCUCUUUUCUGCUGGAAGGUAUUGAAAUAGUAUGUACUGUGACUCUGUAAUUAUGUGUAUAUAUGGAUUAUAUAUUAGGGGUUAUUAUGUGCUGAUAUCGUGUAAGAGCUGUGCUAUAAGCAAUUUAUUAAGAACAGACUUUGAAAAAGAUGUAUGAUCGGGUCUGUGAAUAUAGUCGAUAGGAGUAAAAAACGAGUGUAAAUAUGUUCUACAUCGAAGAAGUGAACCAUUAAGAUAUAACUAUGAUAAGUGAACCCGGUUUUGGUUAAAAUGAUAUAGUAAGACAGUGAGAGGGCCAAUCUAGAAUCUGAUGAGUGUAAUUGUUUAGAAUAUGUAUGUAUUGUAACUGUGACAACAACAAAGUAAAGCAUAUGUGUGACUUUAUACUCGCUUAGCUUUACUUGUGCUAUUAGAGUAGAAAGAAUCACUGACAAACCCUACACAAUUGUGAGGUAAUCUAACCAUUGUGGAGACAUCCUGUAUCAAUCAUUUCAAUCCAACCUUGGAGAUGAUCUCUGCUAAAUUGAGACUGUUAUGUUGUGCUGUAAGUAUGUGAAGUGAAACAUACAACGCAAAAAGUUAAGGUUAUACUGAUUGAGGUUUUACACCAUCUGUUAUGGCCCUCUUCACUUUUGUUUCCAUGUGCUUUGUGCUAUUGAAUUUGUGUAAUGAUUAGCAGAUGCGUUAAAAAGGUCACAGGGCAGAUUAGUGCUGUCCUAGACAGAAAGGGUUAACUGUCUGUGCCUUGUCGUAGUAAGUAUACUUCCAGCAGAAAAGUGACCACCUUGUACCUUUGACCACUGUUUGAUGACAGCAGAUGUUUCCAUAGUGACACAGUCCUUUGGCCUUGACCUUUGAUAGGCAGGGCAUGUUUUCAACCGAGGUGAAAGUCACGUGACUGAAUGGUUCUGCAAAGGGUGUGACCAAGGUGCCACAAGUAAUUUUCCGUAUUCAUGGUCACUACCCAGAGCUUAGAAACUGUUACUAUUGCCAGGUAAUCAUGGUGGUAACUAAGUUUCCAUCUUGGUUGCUAAGUCCACAUAUGGUUGCUAGGUAACCAGUGUUAAGCUUGCUGGUGACUUGGUAACUGUGGUAUCAACCUAGAUACCAUUGGUUACCAUAGAAUCUAAGACGUUGGUGAGUCUUAGAACCCAAAUAACAUGCUCAUGGGGUUGUACAAUACGCAGGGUGGAGUUACCGCUGCAUCAGAAUGUUAGGUCUGUGUGACUUCAAGGCUGUGAUGUAAAACUUGUGACUUUGUUUAGUGGCUGUUCUAUCAAUCGUGCUUGCCAUUUUCAUCAAGAUAUUUGCCCCUUGUGUGGUAGAGAUGGUAGAAAGCAUUAUUGAAAGAAGGGUUGCUCAGACAAUAUUGUUGGUAACCAACCAUUACCGGGUAAGGAGGAUAAUCUGCAAAUUUUAAACAGUAAAUAAAUUGAAAAUCUUGUUACUUUCAAAA